This is a messenger RNA of Varanus komodoensis (Komodo dragon), 1098 nucleotides long. It is a transcript of the gene CLN6, whose product is annotated as CLN6 transmembrane ER protein. The record is from RefSeq and is a predicted model, not a curated record. Bases 30 to 971 code for a protein of 313 amino acids. The transcript is spliced from 7 exons. Lineage: Eukaryota; Metazoa; Chordata; Lepidosauria; Squamata; Varanidae.
CGGCGAGGCGGCUCGGGCUCGCGGCGCCCAUGCACGGCUCGUCGGUGCGCCGGCGGCAGGCGGCCGCGGGGUGCUCGCCCGCGGGCAGCAGGCACCACGGGGCACCUCCAGCUGGCGACGCGUGCAGGAUUCCCCGCUUCCAUUUCGACCUUUGGUUUUACUUCACUCUGCAGAACUGGGUCCUUGACUUCGGCCGCCCCAUCGCCAUGAUUGUGCUUCCACUGGAAUGGUUUCCCCUGAAUAAACCGAGUGCUGGAGAUUAUUUUCACAUGGCUUACAAUGUCAUCACGCCAUUUAUUCUUCUGAAGCUCAUUGAGCGGUCGCCGAAGACCCUCCCCCGGUCCAUGGUGUACCUCUGCAUCAUCACCUUCGUCAUGGGCGCCAGUAUCCACCUGGUGGGCGACUCGGUGAACCACCGGCUGAUCUUCAGCGGCUACCAGCUGCACCUGUCCGUCCGCGAGAACCCCAUCAUCCGCAACCUCAAGCCGGAGACUCUGAUCGAUUCCUUUGAGUUGCUGUACUACUAUGACGAAUACCUGGGCCAUUCCAUGUGGUAUAUCCCCUUCUUUCUUGUCCUGUGCAUCUACUUUUCUGGCUGCUUCAUACCUCGCAAAGAGGAGCAACAGCGAAUUCCUGUGGCUGCACUACUCCUGAUCGGGCCCAGCAGCCUCUACUACUGGUACCUCGUCACGGAGGGGCAGAUUUUCAUCCUCUUCAUCUUCACGUUCUUCGCCCUGAUGGCACUGGUGAUGCACCAGAAGCGCAAAGGGCUGCUCAUGGACAGCAAUGGCCGCUUCCUCUUCUACUCCUUUGUCAUCACGCUGGUGUUGAUCACCCUGUGGGUGGGCUGGCUCUGGAACGACAAGAUCCUCAGGAAGAAAUACCCAGGCAUCAUCUACAUCCCGGAGCCGUGGGCCUUUUACACCUUGCACAUGAGCAGCCUGCAGCCCGCCAAGGGGGGGAGCGCUUAGAGACGGCUUGCGGGGCACGGGCGGGGAUGCAAACACAGAGGUCCACUGCGGAGGAGAGGCGAGCCCCUCCCUUUCUCCGUCCUUCCUUCCUUCCUUCCUUCCUUCCUUCCUUCCUUCCUUCCUUCCU